UGUACUCACUUGUUCUCAGUAUAUAUAUUUAGCUCUGUACUAAGGCAUUAUCGGACUUAAAAUGGCUCCAACAACUAUUACUGCAUUGGCCAAGGAAAAAACACUUAACUCUGAUUUUGUCCGGGAUGAGGAUGAGCGUCCCAAAGUUGCCUACAAUCAAUUCAGCACUGAAAUUCCCAUUAUUUCAUUAGCUGGUAUCGAUGAUGAUUCGAAUGGCAGGAGACCUGAGGUGUGUCGUAAAAUUGUUGAGGCCUUUGAAGACUGGGGGAUUUUCCAGGUAGUUGAUCACGGUAUUGACAGCGGUUUGAUUGCGGAAAUGUCUCGUCUGUCUCGUGAAUUUUUUGCUUUGCCUGCUGAGGAGAAACUUCGGUAUGAUACUACUGGUGGAAAGAGAGGCGGUUUCACCAUCUCCACUCAUCUUCAGGGUGACGAUGUGAAGGAUUGGCGUGAGUUUGUUGUUUAUUUUUCGUACCCAGUCGAUGCUCGGGACUACUCGAGAUGGCCUGAUAAGCCAGAGGGAUGGAGGUCUGUUACGGAGGUUUAUAGUGAGAAGUUGAUGGCGCUCGGUGCCAAGUUACUGGAAGUGCUAUCAGAGGCCAUGGGGCUUGAAAAAGAGGCUCUUACAGAGGCUUGUGUGAACAUGGAACAGAAAGUGUUGAUUAAUUACUAUCCUACAUGUCCCCAACCGGACUUGACACUUGGAGUCAGAAGGCACACGGAUCCGGGUACGAUUACCAUUUUGCUUCAGGACAUGGUUGGGGGGUUACAGGCUACCAGGGAUGGCGGCAAAACUUGGAUUACUGUUCAGCCUGUCGAGGGAGCUUUUGUCGUCAAUUUGGGUGAUCAUGGUCAUUAUUUGAGCAAUGGAAGGUUCAAGAAUGCCGAUCACCAAGCAGUAGUGAAUUCAACCUCUAGCAGAUUGUCCAUCGCAACUUUCCAGAACCCGGCUCAGAAUGCUAUAGUGUAUCCAUUAAAGAUCAGGGAGGGCGAGAAGCCAAUUCUUGAGGAGGCCAUGACAUACGCUGAGAUGUACAAGAAAAACAUGACUAAACAUAUUGAGGUAGCUACCCAGAAGAAAUUGGCCAAGGAGAAAAGAUUGCAGAACGAGAAGGCCAAGCUGGAGACGAAAUUUUAGCUUAGGCUUUGUCCAUUAUUAUAUCUAUGUUAUGUUUUUCGGGUUUGUGUAAUCUGCAAUAAUAGUGAAUAAGGCCAUUGUUAUACAAUGUCUAAAUGCUGCGUACUGUGAUCAGAGUACUGUGUUAAGAAAUUCAUACAAUCUCGUUCCUAAUCCUAAACUUUCGUGUGUUUGUAGUUA
This is a messenger RNA of Daucus carota subsp. sativus, 1315 nucleotides long. Its product is annotated as flavone synthase. NCBI's taxonomy places the organism in Eukaryota, Viridiplantae, Streptophyta, Magnoliopsida, Apiales, Apiaceae. The record is from RefSeq and is a predicted model, not a curated record. Bases 62 to 1135 code for a protein of 357 amino acids. The transcript has 3 exons.